This is a messenger RNA of Pocillopora verrucosa, 570 nucleotides long. Lineage: Eukaryota; Metazoa; Cnidaria; Anthozoa; Scleractinia; Pocilloporidae. The record is from RefSeq and is a predicted model, not a curated record.
UUGAGCUACGAGAAUAAGAUGGCUUUUUUCUUUUUAUCUGCCAAUCUUCUUGCUCUGGUUGUAUCGGCGAGUUCUGUGAAGACUUCAAAAGGACAAACGCCAAACGUUGGGUUUGUCUUCACCAAUUUCCUUGCUCACAAAGGCUACUAUUUGAACGUUACAACUGUUGGUGCAGAACUGGUCCAAGACUCCCUUGAGUGCGUUUUCAAGUGUCUGGAGAAGGAUCCAUGUUUGUCCUUCAACCUGGCCGAUUUGGAUGAUAACAUUGACAAUCUGCUAUGUGAACUGCUUCCAUCUGACCAUUACACCCAUUCAGACAAGUUCAUCACCAACCAUCUUUGGUAUCACUACAGUAUUGUGUCUCCUUGUUCGAGGUUGCCCUGUCAGAACAAUGGAACUUGUGUACCUCUGUACCGGACAAACAGCUACAAGUGUCGCUGUACGAAAGCAUACACAGGAAGCCACUGCGAAAACGUUGAUAAUGACUGCAGCUGUUCAUCAGGACCAGAAGGAAAACAGAGAUGCAAAAUAGGUCAGUUAAUAUUCCACCUUCAAGUUAAGGUAGCUUGA